AUGGGGGCGGCCCUGGAAAUCCUGAGCGACAUGCAUUUUCUUCUCGUACAACUACUCCACCUCGUCGCUCUUCUCGCAAAAGCUAGUGGAGCAGAUGCUGCUCGGUCGAAUAAUGGCCUUACUCAAGCGGUUGAAUGGGACGACUACAGCUUCUUCCUACUUGGCAACCGCACCUUCAUCCAGUCUGGAGAAUUUCACAUGUGGCGACUGCCUUCGCCCUCUCUCUGGCCCGACAUCGUGCAAAAGGUUAAAGCUGGUGGCCUCAACACCAUCUCUGUGUAUUUCCACUGGGGGUUGUCCGAACCUCGACCAGGCGUUGUGGACCUGACAGGAAUCAACGAUUUCCAACCAUUUCUCGAUGCAGCAAAGAAAGAAGGUAUCUGGGUCAUUGCUCGUCCAGGGCCAUAUAUCAAUUCCGAAACAUCUCGUGGCGGAAUACCGGGUCACGUAGCUUGGCUGCCCGGUAAUCCACCUUGGAAUCCGUAUAAUGGUGAACUUCGAAGUAACGACACAUUCUAUCAUGAUGCAUGGCAAGAUUAUUGGACUGAGGUCAUCGGCCUGGUCGCUCGGAAUCAAAUCACCAACGGUGGUCCGAUUAUUCUGCUCCAAAUAGAGAACGAAUACUACAAUGGUCCUGGCCAGAACGAGUAUGUUGGCCAGCUUAAACAGCGCGCCAUCGACCUUGGAGUCGUAGUCCCAACAUUCGUCAACGAUCCUGGUGAAUUCCAGAAUCUUGUUAAUGAUACCGACCUCUACGCUAUCGACGCGUAUCCGCUCAGCGCGUCUAACUGCGGCAAUGCGAACCCAGCUAUUUGGCGCGACAUUGUGACCAAUUGGCGCUCAUAUUUUGACUCUGUUGUCCCUGGCAAACCCCAUUUCUUUCCCGAGUUUCAGGGCGGGUCAGCAGACAACUGGGGGAGCACUGGAGGAUACGAAAAUUGUCGAAAACUCAUCAACACCAACUUCCAGCGGGUUUUCUACCACCAGAUGUGGUCGAGCGGUGUCACAGCAGAAAACUUCUAUAUGGUUUAUGGAGGCACGACCUGGGCCCAAUUACCGUACUCACAGGGAUACACUUCUUACGACUACUCCGCGCCCAUCGACGAACAACGGCAGAUAACUGCUAAGCAUGCAGAAUUGAAGUUGCAGUCUUUGUUCCUACGGUCGUUCCCCGAUUUCUAUAUGACCGACCUUGUUGUCGUGGACAAUUCAACUGUUUCGAAAGUGUAUGCGACACACCUCAAAAACCCAGCACAAGGAUCUUCAUUCUAUAUCUUCCGGCCAAAUAACGUUACCUUAAACGAAACGCUCAACUUCCGAUACACCAUCGGCCAGAACAACAUUACAAUUCCCCAGAACAACGCUUCGCUCACCCUGCUUGGCCGUGAUUCCUUCGUGAUUGCCACGGAUCUCGUGUUUGGAUCGAGCAAAUUGAAGUAUUCGACUGCUAGCAUCCUGACCUCACUGGAGCUAGAUGGUUCCGAUCUUCUCGUGGUUUAUGGAAACGCCGGGCUGUCCUACGAGAUCUCCUUGAACUUGGCUGGUCCAGUGCGACUGUCUACAGCUGGUCCAACGAAAGUCACAACCUUGAGCGGCACAAGCUCAUUCACGAUCAACUUCAUGCCUGCUGCUGGCCUGACACUUGUUCGUCUCUCCCCACAACAUGGCAUCAAACCUAUUACAAUCCUCAUUGCCGACUACGAUGCGGCCACACGUCUUUGGCAGCCCAGCAUCCAAGGUGCUGGCACGUUUUCCAACUACGUGCAUUACGGUGCUUCCACACCACUUCUGAUAAGCGGGCCAUAUCUUGUGCGCAAUGCGAGUCUUCAAGGAUCGCACUUGUCACUGUGGGGAGACGUGCCAGAAAGCACUGCCAUCCAAAUUUUCGGGCCAGCAUCUCUUUCGACACUGCAGUGGAACGGCUCACCACUGAGAAACCUCAAGAAAAUGAGCGAUGGCGUGUUCGCGGCAUCGAUCUCGUUUGUCCCGCCCCCAGUCAGCCUCCCAAACUUGCAGAGCGCAACAUGGAAAUUCAGAGACUCGCUUCCAGAAGUUCAGCCCGACUUUGACGGCUUUGGGAUGAUUCCGGCGGACCAGACGACGACGACAAGCGUGUUUCCGCCGUACUACGGCCAGCCGUGGAUUUUGUACGGCGACAUGUAUGGCUUCCAUGCGGGGAACCUCGUUUGGCGCGGGACAUUCAAUCACAACUCGACGCUUGCUGUCCCAACGGCGGUGAAUAUUUCGUCGUCGGGGGGCAUCAACUACGCAGCAUCGGUUUGGCUCAACACGCACUACCUGGGAGCCGCAGAUGUCCGUGCGACGAGGACGAACAACAACUCCUUCCCUGUUACUCCUGACAUGCUGAGGGACGGCGAGAACAAUGUGGUCGUGUUGCACGACAAUAUGGGCGGCGACUUGAGCGGCAUGAUCGUAUGCUGCACACCGGGAGGAAGAGCAAGAGAUUUACAGCAGCCUCGCGGGAUUCAGGGCUAUUAUUUGGUUGGCCGCGAUGAACAGUUUACGGGCUGGAAAGUCGCGGGGAAUUUUAUGGGCGAAGACGCACCAGACAUGGCGAGGAAGAUAUUCAACGAAGGAGGGCUGUUUGCCGAGCGUAAAGGCUGGCACCUUCCAGGCUAUGACGACUCCAAGUGGGAGACAAGGACGCCGUCCGAGGGGUUGGCGGGGCCUGGAGUCGGCUUCUUCCGGACGACAUUUGUGCUGGACCUUCCCAGAGGCUACGACAUUCCGCUGUCGUUUGUGUUCGACUCGGCCGUAGGGCAAUACCGGGCCCAGCUUUAUGUCAACGGCUGGCAAAUGGGCAAGCGCAUCGCAAACCUCGGGCCGCAGACUGCGUUCCCCGUUCACGAAGGCAUCCUCGACUACCACGGGGUCAAUACCGUCGGUCUGAGUCUGUGGGCGCUCGGGAAUAGCACGGCUGAUUGGCGCAUCCCGAGUUUUAAGCUGGUGGCGAACGGGACGUAUGCGGGUGGGGUAUCGCAUGAUAUUGCGACGAAUAAUCCCGGGUGGGGUGAGCUGAGGGGCAGGUUUGGGGUGACGGCGUUGUAG
Mycena indigotica is the source of this 3069-nucleotide messenger RNA. Its product is annotated as Beta-galactosidase. Gene Ontology annotation, biological process: carbohydrate metabolic process. NCBI's taxonomy places the organism in Eukaryota, Fungi, Basidiomycota, Agaricomycetes, Agaricales, Mycenaceae. The transcript has 11 exons. The record is from RefSeq and is a predicted model, not a curated record. Gene Ontology annotation, cellular component: vacuole. Bases 1 to 3069 code for a protein of 1022 amino acids. Gene Ontology annotation, molecular function: beta-galactosidase activity.